AUGAGUACUUUCCUGGACGCCGGCCAUGGCCCGUCGGCUGAUGACCAGAUGCCAAGCUAUGAGGAGGCGGUUGCGGAGGGAGCGAACCCGACCACGGCGAGGGCGCCGUCCAUCUCGGGGUCGAUACGCUCGCUCAACCUCCACGACGGCACGCUGCCGCCGUCGAUCCUGCGCCUCAAGAACCUCGGGCGCACGCAGUGCCACAACGGCCCCGUGACGGCCAUCGCCAUCAGCCCCAAGGGCUACGUCGCCACGUCCCAGGACAACACGGGCACGGCGCUGCCGUCCAACACGAAGCUCUGGGACUUUGUCCACAAGCCGGCGCCGACGGGGGCGCGGGUGGUGCCGUCGGACAUCAACACCGACGCGCCGGUCGUGGUCUUCAGCCCGGACGGCAAGCUCACGGCCGUGGUGGAGAAGGACGCCGGCGCGAAGCGGGAGUGGCGCGUCAAGCUCCGCGCCGGCGAGGAGGGCAAGGGCGUGCGGUGCAUCCUCAACGGCGUGGCGCGGCCGGCGGUGUUCAGCCGCGACGGCAAGAUGUUUGCGGCGGCGGACCCGAUGGGGGUGGUUGUCGUCUUCGAGGCGGCGACGAGCCCGCCGGGGAUGCCACCGACCAAGAAGGUGGCCGGGGUCGUGAACCACGCGCCGCCGACGCACGUGCUCUUCAUGCCCAACGGGACGGACCUCGUGACGCUGUCGCGGGACGGCACGGUGCGCAUCUCGGAGGCCAAGACGGGCCGGACGCUGCGGCGCAUGGAGGUGGACGGCGUGGCGACGGCGACGGGCACCGGGGCGCGGGCGCUGGGCGUGUCGCCCGACGGGCGGGUCGUCGUGUCGGUGUGGUCGCGGGCCGUCUACGUGUGGGAGCACGAGGCCGGGCGCAUGUCGAGCUGGGAGCUGAACAAGGUGCGCAACAACGAGGGGUGGCCGCUGGCCGUGUCGCCCGACUGCCGGUUCCUCGCGUGCCGCACCGAGGACGGCAUGGACAUCUCGGACGUGUAUUCGGGCCAGGUGCUCGCCGAGGUGCGCACGGCGGCGGGCAUCGACGGGCUGGUGACGGCCGCGGCCUUCUCGGCGGACGGCAAGAUGAUGGCCGUCGGGCGGUAUACCGGCGUCGUCGACGUGUGGAACCUGGCGCCGUUUGGGGAUUGA
Molecule: messenger RNA, 1152 nt
Organism: Colletotrichum spaethianum
Lineage: Eukaryota; Fungi; Ascomycota; Sordariomycetes; Glomerellales; Glomerellaceae
Product: putative serine/threonine-protein kinase VPS15
Exons: 2
Coding region: 1-1152 (383 amino acids)
Molecular function (GO): protein binding
Source: RefSeq, a predicted model, not a curated record